CUUUCUGCAAAUGCACAAAGAAUUCUUCCGCAACGGGCAAAAACAAAUCAGAGUGGAUGAUUUAAUAUCGUAAAAUUCAUUAAUGUUCAUGGGUCUGCUCGGCAAUUUCGCCGCCAUACGCCGCGCCUAUCGCUCACUAAAGCAGACACGGAUAGGCAAACAGUCCGAUCUACGAAAUUCCACAGGAGACAAUCAGACAGCUUGAUGUCAAGCGACAGCACCAUAGGCAAUAACAAAGCACAACAAAACCCCUGUUUCUUUCGUCAAAUAAUAGAAACGUGAGCCCCAACAGUAAGAACAGUGAGCGUUAGCAAUCGAUACAUCUAAGGUAUUAUUUUACUUUGAUUGUCGAGAUCGAAGACUGUGCGCUGGUACGUGAAUUCCGUAUCCAUUGAGGAUGUGUGCAGGAAGUAAAACCCCAUAUUAAUAAAAAAUAAAAAUGUAUAAGGAGCACCACGAUCAGCAAAGAUAAGUCGAUCAUAAGUGAGAAACGUUAUUUGCCAUUGUAAGAGCCUGGUGUACACAUCGAGAAUUAUCUUGUUUUGUGCAACAUUUUAUUGUGCUCUUAACAAGAUUAUAUAAAAGAUUCAAGGCGUUCUACUGUGCAUAGCUCUAGUAGCUUUUAACUACUGCGUUCUUCUGAGGCAGCGCCAACUGUGGCGAUCGCAGGGAUCUGUAGUUUCAUAGGUUGUUUGCCCUGGUCUAGGUGGGGGGUUAACGAAAGAGCCGCGAAGCAAGACCCGUUUGGUAAUCCAGUUUCUGUAGGCACCAAAAGAUCACGUAACUUUUUACCUUGUACAUGUUGUGAAGGUAACAUUGUUGACGUUUGGUCGAUAUUAUCAAACUUAACUAUCGAACCAAAGCAACCUGCCAGUUAACGUAUCAGCUGAUCUUAAACAUUUCGAGAGGACUAAAUGCGCCAGUUCCUUUUGGUAAUAUAACAUCAAAUUGAUCCCAGGAACGUUUCUCGGAGUUAGAAAAGUCGGUGGGUUUCUUUAACUGACAAUUCCGUGCUUAAUUUCUGCGCGGUAAUGAGCAAGUCAGGCCCCUCUGCAGCUCCCAAUGGGGGCAUGUCAGCACCGAAUGCAGUUCCGCCUGCAUAUCCUUCCUUGCCGGUCGAACCUCCACCACCAUACACCCCCCAUGCAUCUGCUACACCGAUAUACAAUCCUGGGUACCCUCAACAGCCCCCUCCACAGUUUCCGCAAUUUGGCGGCGCACAUCCAUCACAGCCGACGAUCAAUGUUCACGUGAUUCACUCGCGAAUGGGUCCAUUACCACAACAGGUGACCUGCGGCAAAUGUGGCGCUCAUGUUAUGACAGCGACAUCAGCUCGGCCCGGCCUUCUAACGUACCUAUUUUCCGGAGCACUUAUCGCCUUAGGCUGCGUAUGGGGCUGUUGUUUGAUUCCAUACUGUAUACCGGAAUGUCAGGAUAUUGAACAUCAUUGUCCGUCGUGCCGAGCUCACCUUGGUACGUUUAAACGCUUGUGACAGCUCCUCCAAAUGCCGACUGGAUUCGCCACCUACAGUGUUGCCACAACUAGUACGCGAGUGACUAGAUAUUGAUCGGUGCAUUACUACAGGAUCUUGGAGUUAAUAAUAAGAGUAACAUAACAAACGAGAAUGUAACAUUAAAAGCAGCCUUUCAACACAUGACAACACGACAUGUUGGCAUCGGCAGCGGUGACGAAGACUCGAACAACAACAAUGAAAAACAGCUGAAAGAUAUAUAAAAAUCUUCAAUAUAUUUUUUUGAUAACGGUUCUUCUACUCGUUACAUGAGCGAACUCAAACAAUCAGCGAACCGCAGUCUUUAUAAUGACAGAAAACAAACGAAGCAGUCGCGCUGUUCGUACGAUAAUUAGUGAAUUCUCAUUUUGUUACAGCGGCUAAGGUUAACUGGUCGACGUGACCGUCAGCUGAAAUGGUUUACUAGCAUAUAUAGGGACACAAAAAUAAAUUUUUUUUCAGUAGUCCCCACGGAAGCUUCUCCGGUUUAUCGGGGAUCCGUAAAAACAUGGCACUUUGAGCUUCACUGCAAGAAUCGAUUGCCCUGUUAAAAGGGGAAAUAUACUAUUACAAUGAUUGCUAAUUACCGUAAUAAAUAUAACAAUACAAUGUUUGUUGAGGAAAGCGUAACCAAAUCACGUGUAUUGCAUAUGUACUAUGGGUAUGUAUCAAUAGAAUGUGCAAGUCGAAGAAAAAUAAAGAAAAUUUGUUUGCAAUCAGCUGUCAGAAGAAAACGGUGUCAGCAGAUUAAAGCUAUGCAGGCAAUGCUGCAGGGAGAAAAUAUUAAAAAAAUAAUCCAUCAUAACGUAACUAUAAUUGAGUCGGAAAUCUUGUUACAUAACCAGAUGUAGCAAGAAACGCAGAAUAUAUCAUACGCUUACAAACAACUUCCUUAAUCGAUUAUCGAGGAAAAACGUCGAUAAAGAACACUAUUUUUUAGUCAAAUGGCAUGAAAAUAUAUGGAACUCAUAGAACUUUAAUGGGACCUUAUUUGUAGGACAUGAACGUAUACGUAGAUAUGCUCGACCGAUUUCCUCUAUGAACGACCAAAGGCGUGCACAGUUUUAUAUAUAAAUAGGUCGUGUGCAGUGUAAUGCUUUAGUGGUAAACAGGAAACUUACUGUGGGUGCAGAAAUGAAUGCAAAGCCUAGCAGAUAAGAAGAGAAUGUUCGAAGUGUGACGAUUGCCCUCGGCAAAUGUUGUUGCUUUGGAUAUGCCUUCGUUCAAAACAAGUUCGUAUGUUUUCUCUUUAAUAAGGAGAAUUUGCAGUACUCUUACACCUUGUUAAUUUGAGCAAAUGAUAUACUUGUAUAAAAUAUUGGGCAUCGUGGCAAUCUCUACACAUAAUGAAGUGCUAGAUACAGAAGUCGUACACGAUCGGGCGCCAAUACAAAACGCUAACAGAAAAUUUACAUGACAUGAUGUUGACGUCAUUAUAUCACCAUUUAUAAUAAAUUUUGCUAGACGCAGAGUUGAUGAAAAAUGGUUCAUAGAAAACAGCGUAGCAAAUAUUUUUUCUAAGACUAAAGUGUUUUUUCGAAGCGCUGUCAAGUGACCAUAAAGAGGCCAGCAUAGGUCUCAAGCUGCAAAACAAAAUCUUUUAAUGACAAAGAAAAAUAUAUUUACAGGGCGUUUGCAAAAAAAGUAUAUACGGUAACUUAAUUUGACUAUUUUUUCAAGAUGCCUUAAAGAUAAGGUUCAGAGUGCCGAGACAUUAGGAAAUUAGUUGAUGUUUGUGAAGUUAGGCCUGGAUUAUUAGCACUCUAUUGUACAGAGUAAUUUUGUAUAUGUACACAAGGAGAAAUUAUUUACAUUGUAUGAAAAUAUUUUAUGAUUCAAAUAUUAGUCAUAUGUAAAUAAAAGUUACAAUCAUUCAAACUGUUUAUACAUUUUUGAAACGCCCUGUGUGUGCAUGCAUAUCCUCUCCAUAUAGCUAGAUAAUUAGCUGGGGCGCAGAAAUGCGAAAUUUCUAACAAAUCCAACAAAUCUUAUUAAAUGCAUACUUCACAGUUAUUAAAUGACUGGAGAAAUAAUCGAGCAGUCCAGGCGGAUCGGAGGUCUGCACGUAUUUUCUCAUAGUAGCUACAUUCGUAAAAAUACAAUAGCAAUAGUUCCUGCAAGAAGCUUUACAGCUAACCGUUAUUAGUUAGGAAAUAGAAAGAAUGGUACCGGCA
Messenger RNA from Varroa destructor (honeybee mite), 3685 nucleotides. Its product is annotated as lipopolysaccharide-induced tumor necrosis factor-alpha factor homolog. Lineage: Eukaryota; Metazoa; Arthropoda; Arachnida; Mesostigmata; Varroidae. Gene Ontology annotation, molecular function: zinc ion binding. The record is from RefSeq and is a predicted model, not a curated record.